CAGAACCACCAUGAGCUGGAGCACAAGACUUUGGACUGAUCUUUCAGACUUUUGAAGUAACUCCCUUUGUAUGUACACAAUUCCUUUGCCUACACUUGUUGUAAAAGGAUCGAAUACUUCUGCUUCUACUGAGUAGGUGUAUCCAAAGCAAGCUCCUGCGUGCAUAGCCCAUGCGCCACCUACUGUAAGACGGAGCUGCCAGUGCAGAAAUGCUGCCAGCAUCUCCAUUCCAUCGCCAGGCUGGGACGGAAUAAAAGCGUGUUUGUGUGGUAGUGUUCCUUCUUAAAUAAAAAAAAAAGAGCCUCACAGCCAAGAACAAGCUGAAAUAGCAUCUUCAAAAAUGGAGCGCAAAAUAAUCAGAAGAGAAAAAGAAAAGGAAUAUGAAGGGAAACACAACAGCCUGGAAGAUACUGACCAAGGAAAGAGCUGCAAGUCCACAUUGAUGACCCUCAAUGUUGGUGGAUAUUUAUACAUCACUCAAAAACAAACACUGACCAAGUACCCAGACACUUUCCUGGAAGGUAUAGUAAAUGGAAAAAUCCUCUGCCCCUUUGAUGCUGAUGGCCAUUAUUUCAUUGACAGAGAUGGGCUCCUCUUUAGGCAUGUCCUAAACUUCCUACGAAAUGGAGAACUUCUAUUGCCUGAAGGUUUUCGAGAAAAUCAACUUCUUGCCCAAGAAGCAGAAUUCUUUCAGCUCAAGGGACUGGCGGAGGAAGUAAAAUCCAGGUGGGAGAAAGAACAGCUAACACCCAGAGAGACGACUUUCUUGGAAAUAACAGACAAUCAUGAUCGUUCACAAGGACUGAGAAUCUUCUGUAAUGCUCCUGAUUUUAUAUCAAAAAUAAAAUCUCGGAUUGUGCUGGUGUCAAAAAGCAGGCUGGAUGGAUUUCCGGAGGAGUUUUCAAUAUCAUCAAAUAUCAUUCAAUUUAAAUACUUCAUAAAGUCUGAAAAUGGCACUCGACUUGUACUAAAGGAAGACAACACCUUUGUCUGCACCCUGGAAACUCUGAAGUUUGAGGCGAUCAUGAUGGCUUUAAAGUGUGGAUUUAGACUGCUAACUAGCCUGGACUGCUCCAAAGGGUCAAUUGUUCACAGUGAUGCACUUCAUUUUAUCAAGUAAUUACCUGUCUCACGAACAAAGGCAACAUGCAUGCAGCUAGGAGCUUCAGAAAACCACAGCAUCAAAGGCAUCCCAAAUAACGUGCUCAGCUAGCUCUGUCCUACAGAGCCUGGCUACUAAUCAAGCACUGUGAGCUGACGGUAUGUAAAUUCUAUAGCUAAAGAUGUCUUCUCCGGUGGUCCUGCUGCUCAGACUCUUGCACCUAAAAUGAAAACAGUGGUCUUCUAUAUGUAAAUAAAGACUGAAUGCUUUUGCUAUUUGUUUAUUUUUCCUAAGCUGUCUUUCAGAGUGUCUUGGGAACUUGCACACACACUAAAAGCAUGUAAAUUAUCUAUGGUUCCUUAAAGAAAAUAGUAAUAAAAAUAUUUUGAGGGUUAGACAGUUUAAAAUGCUUUCUACGUAUGGUAAAAAUCUAAAAAGAAACUGAAUUGGUGAAAUUAAUCACUGAGAGCAAAACUGACCUACCUAAAACAGUGCCAGGAUGAGGCAAAAUGAGCCCAUUAAAAGGUUUCAAGGCUACUGACUUGAUUUUUAAGAGAAGACACCAAAAGCUUUAUUCACAAUUUUUGUAUUUCAUACAGGCAUUACAAAUGAAUGUUAUUCUGCUGAAAAUUCAGAGAUCGUUUGAUGACAAUAAAAAAUAAAACCACUGUUAGCUUCUUUGCUUGUACUAAUAAUUGUAACAAAAAGUUAUAUGUGUCACUUUAAAAACAAGUAAUACUAGAUGGUUUUGCAUAAUAUUAAGCAUUGAGGUAAUCAACUGUUAGGCCAUAGUAAUCUGGCUGGUCUUGCAAGUAACAAAAAUUAGCAAAUUCAUCUCUGUACACUGAGCUCCAAUACAGCAUGGGUACAUUAAUCUCAUCAUAUUAUACAGUAUUAGAAUAAUAAGGGAGCCUGUUUUCACAAGCACUCUAAGUAUCUAUUUUUAAGCUCAGAAUUCUAAAUGAACAGUAAACAAGAUUUACUAAUUCUUCUUUAACAACUAUUUUGAUGCAAAAUCUCAGACUCACUGAGAUGUGCUUAUUUUUUAAGAUUAUAUUCUAAUUUAAGUAUCUAAAGAACCUGUUUCACAUACGGCCACUUUUAUGAUCUAAUCUACAAACUGAACUUCUAAUGUGUGUGUAGCCUUUUCCCUUUCUCCUUCAAAGGAUAGCUAACUCAUUUCUAUGAACUCAUUUACUCCCUUAAAAAAAGCCAUUAUGCAUCUGAUUAUAUAAAAUAGUAUAUAUUGACAUAGAAAGAAAAGGAUUUUUCUUAGUAAAGAAAAAAAGCUGUUAAAGGCUGGGGGUGUGGCUCAAGUGAUAGGACACCUGUCUAAAAAUAAACAAUACUGCUAACUAAAUUAAAAUUUUAAUAAACUCCAAGAAUUUUGAAAAUCUUGGCUGACAUAUACAACCAAAUUGUGAUUAUUGACAAAAAUUUAGACUAAGUAAAGCUGAUAUUCAUUUCCAGAACUGUAAUUAAUAUGCCGUUGGAACAUCUAAGGUAAUGUAAAAGCUAGCUGUGAAAGAAAGCUUCAAUAAUCAUUUAAAUAGUUCCCUAAAGUUCCCAUAAGAAAAACAAUGAACUCCAUGUCAACUACACAAUUUUCUUUUAUGUGUACUAUAAAAAUCUUUUAAUUGAAAUAGUAAGUUCUCUAUUUUAAAUAGCUUACUCAAUUAGAAACUAAAGAACUAUGAAAAUACAAGAAAAAACAGUAAAAUUUAAAUGACUAGAAUUGAACUGUCUAUAUCUCUCUAGGGUAUGGACUGACUUUAGCUUGGCAUUUGGACUGCAGUAAUGAAAAAAAAAAAAAAAGAUAGCAAUUUAAUGUCAAAAUGAGAUAAUAAAAGUGCUCAAACAUAUCUUUUUUUGAGAAAUAUAGCUGAACAAGUUUUUACAAAAGAACUAUAAGUAAGGUUUCACAUCAAUUCAUAAGAAUUUAACUUUUAUAAUUAAGUUAUUACUGGUAGGAUCCACUGAAGAAAUGAGACUGAAUUAUAUGGACCAUCUCUAAAUGACUUAUACCUGGAUGCAGUUAAUCUCAGGCUUCUAAGGGAUAAGACUAUUUUAAGAUAACAAAAAUCUAAAGGAAGUUUGACUAGCUUGUUGGUUAUACUUGUAACUUCUUAUAUAUUACUUGUCCUUAGACUUAUAUAUUCAAGUGGUUGAAUAUGUGCUGUAAAUAUAUUGAGAAGAUCUUGUUCUUAAUUUUAGUGUUUUGUAAAAUCAUUUAGAAGUAUUUUCCCUUCAAGAAUCACACAAAAUAUUGUAAGAAUGAAGCUUUCAUAGUAUAUUCUUUGCAGUGACAGAGUCAUUUCUUUUUCAAACCUCUUCUGCUAAGUAAAUAUUGUCCUAAAGAACAAGUUACAGUAUCACUUUAUUUUCCUUUCUUUUUUCUCCAGAAAGGCAAUCAAAAGAAUGUCACUAUAGUUGCCAGGAACUAAACAUAUUUUCUUGUAUUUGGAAUUAGCCUAUGCAGGGAUGAAAACAUCAACUUUAAGUAAAACAAGAACAUAGUUUAUGGAUUUUACUAUACAUUUAAUGUAUAUGGGCAACAUGAACAACAAAUGAAACACUUUCCAAAUGAUACAAGAAAGAUGUUUUCUUAUUCCAGACUAAAGAUAAUGAUGUAUUGAAUAAACUUGUUUGGGUUAUUAUUUUUUUUAAAGAUUGCCUGUUUUCAAAUG
Dipodomys spectabilis (banner-tailed kangaroo rat) is the source of this 3789-nucleotide messenger RNA. It is a transcript of the gene Kctd4, whose product is annotated as potassium channel tetramerization domain containing 4. The record is from RefSeq and is a predicted model, not a curated record. Bases 341 to 1120 code for a protein of 259 amino acids. NCBI's taxonomy places the organism in Eukaryota, Metazoa, Chordata, Mammalia, Rodentia, Heteromyidae. Gene Ontology annotation, biological process: protein homooligomerization. Gene Ontology annotation, molecular function: protein binding. The transcript has 2 exons.